AUGACGUGUCGAACUGUGAUUCGCUGGGUUCGUUCCUCCCCUCCUCGCGCCUCUCCCCCUCCUCUCACCUCCGCUUCGGGUUCCCCGAGCACCUCUGUGGCGACUGGUGGAAGGAUCCUCUUCGGGUGUGGGGGGCUGGGGGACGCCCUGAUUGGCCUAGCCGCCGCAUUCACUGUAGCACUUUUGGACGGACGUGCCCUGAUUCUCAACCACCCGUGCCUGCCUCAAGCCUUUGACCCCGCCCACGUUGACUGGCGGUUGACCGACGACAUCCCCAUGGAACCUUCCAGGAAAUACACGUACGUUCCGCCUCCUGACGUCGGCCCUUCUGCUGCUAAUUCAGCAACAGCAGGUUCUGCUGCUGGUGCUGCUGCUGCUACAGGCAAUGAGGCGGGUACUGAGCCUCCAGAAGCGGCAGUGCAGGCAGGGGAGGUGAUUCGACUGAACCUGAAGAACCGCGAUGUGGACUUGCAGCCACUCUUCUCCCGCCUCGCCCCCGCCACCAACAUCCUGCUGCGCUGGAACCGCGGCGUGCUCACACGGCUGUUUUUGGAGGCUUAUAACGCGGACAGAGAGUCUUAUAACGCGGAUAAGCGUGCAGAAGAGGCAGGGAGAGGGGUGGGGGCGGAGCUGCCGCUUGCGACAGGAUGUUUCCUGCGCUUCCUUCUCAGACCAAAGCCUGAGGUGUGGCAACUCAUCCGGCCGUUCGAUCAGCAGCUGAGGGGCGAUCGGACGGUUGUGAUUGGCCUGCACAUUCGGUUCGAGGACAGGGCAGUGUGGGGAGAGGGAGGGGAGGGGGCGGCUUUAUCACUCUCAGAGGAGCGAGUGAGGGAGAUGCUGGAAGAGGUUCGACCCACUCUUGAGUGUGCCAAGCGAGUACAGAAGUGGCACGUUCCCUCCUCCCUCCCUGUCAAGUGGCUUCUGCUCUGCAACUCCAUGCAAGUCAAGCAGGCCAUUCGCGACAAGUACCCGGACAAGGUAAUAACCACCGACUUUACUCCACGCCAUGCCAACAGUAUGAGUGGGGAAGACACCACCAACCCAUCCCCAUCCACCUCAUCUCCCUCUUCUUCCUCCGCUCCCUUCCUCGAGCUCAUAGCCGAGUGGCUGCUGCUGGCCUCCUCCCAUUUCUUCGUCAUACCCAACUCUGGCUUCUCCCGCACAGCGCUGCUCUACUCCAUGCACCCGGCAGGUUAUUCCGGAACCCGUGGUGGUGCCUCAAGUUUCGCCCUGACACCAGGCCCACCACGGAAGGCUUCCCGCAAGGCUCGGACGGCUCGAUCUGCUGGUGGCUUCUGGAGGCCCCCAGACUCACUCCCCCUCGGUCAGCUCGCGAUGGCGGAAAGAAGCGGCCGUGCCGGCAACAGCAGGCUGCUAUCUCUCCCCGACGAGCUUCUCCAAAUCAUUCUCGGCCUCGCAGAUCACCCAUCAGAUCGCCGCGGCGUCGCUCUCUGUUGCUCCCGCCUCUGCCACCUCUCUCGGCGCACGCCACAUGCGCUCCGACUUGAGUUCUACUCCAGGUCAAAGGCUUCGAAUCCGCGAGAGUGGCUGAAAACGUUCGACGAUUAUUCAAGGGUAUUUACCCACGUUAAGGAUCUGAUUGUGGAAAUUACCCGUGGUCUCGGGAACCAGCUGAUGGCGGGGAUCGCAGCGGGCUGCCCGAAAUUGGAAAAACUGAAGCUGGUGGUGGUGGCUUGCGAUAGUUUCAACGUCAACGGUCGAGCGUGGCGAAACCUCGCGAAGCAAUGCCCGCUCUUGGCUUCAUUGGAGCUAAACUCACGUGUCUCCUACACCCGGCAGCCACCACUCCCCCCCGUGCACCUAUUCCCCUCACUGCAGUCCCUCAGUCUCCUCUACGUUCCCUCAGACUACCUCUCCAUUCCCCGCUGCUCCUCCCUCACCUCUCCCGCCCUUAAAGCCCCCGAAUCCUCCACUCUUUCCUCCCUCGCCUUCUCCUCCCCCUCCCUUGUCUCCUCCUCCUCGUCCUCCCCCCUGUCGUCCUUCCCCCCAUCCUCUCUCCGCACGUCUCUCACGUCCCUCACCAUCCACUCAGCCAAACUUCAGGGCUCCCUCGCAUCCCUUGACUUCUUCCCCUCCCUCUCCUUCCUCGCCCUCCACUCCUGCACCGUCGACCCCUACGAGCUUUCCUCCCUCUCACGCUCCCUCCACUCCCUCACCUAUCCCACAGUCCACUUCUGCCCCCUCGUCUCUUCCCGCUCCCUCAUCCCCAUCCUCCAAGAGAGUCCUGCUCUCACCUCCCUUUCCCUCCACGGAACAACCUAUCGUCUGUUCAGUCCACAGGGCUUCCGCGCCUUGCUCUCAUGCUCCUCCUCCCAGCUCCACUCCCUCAGCCUCACUGGUUUCCCCUGCUUCCGCCCGGGCUUGUUUGCAGCCUGCACUGCCCUGCGGUCACUCAGUGUGGAAGGGAUUGUUGAAUCCUCGGACUCGAUUUCUCUGAGCCGCGUGUCAUUGGACGGCAUUGCAGGAAUGCUCGUGCGGGUGGAGCAAAGAGGAGGGACAGGAGGGGAAGCAGGAGGGGAGGCAGGAGGGGAGGCAGGAGGGGAGGCAGUAGGGGAGGCAGUAGGGGAGGCAAGAGGACGAACUAGUGCUCCUGCAGCAGCUGCAGAGGCGCUGGUGUUACCGAAGGGGAGCAACAAGCACUGCAGGAAUUACGUGGACAUUCGCACAGAGGCAGAGGCAGCACAGGCGGACAAGCUCGUAGCAACGAGUGAGGUUUUUGAUCUCUUCGAAACUGCUAGGAAAACCAGUCAAGCCGCCUUGUCCGAGGCCCGUGAGGUGGCACGAGCAGAGGGCGAGAGUGCUGUGGCUCGGAUUAUUGCAAGCCUCGGGAAGAUGAGGUUCGGGAUCUCGGUGUGCUGGUCCUGCCCUGACAUGAUCCGCGAGUACAAUGCGGUUAUGGAUUGGGAGGAAAAGCUGAUGAGGUCAGCUGCUGCUGUUGCCUGCCGGGCGGCAGGGUUCUUUGCCACGGAGGUGAAUGGUGGAGAAGAAGAGGUCAGGGAUGGGGAGGAGGAAGAAGGAUAUGAAAUCAUGGACAGCAUACCAGCUGAUGAAGCCUUGCAUGAGAGGGCGCUGGGUGGGGAGCGGUCUGGUGCGGUGGAGACACAUAUAGAGGCUAUGCGGAGGCUGGAGGCGCUGGUAGAUGUGCUGCAUGAUACAGCGUGUGGCAUGUGUGAUAGCUCCCGGACCAUGCGCAAACCCCCCGCUCUUACAGCUGCUUCUGUGCGGUCAGGGGCUGUUUCGGCGGCAGUAGCAGAUGGAAGAGCAGCUUUGCAUGGAGUGGGAGGAGGGGCGGCAGGAGCAGCAGAUGGAAGAGUAGCAUUGAACAGAGUGGGAGGAGGGGCGGCAGAAGGAUUGCAGCAGGCGGAAAACGCACUAGAAGACGGAGGGCUAUCAGGGCCGGCAGCAGGGGAGGCGGCAGCAGGAAAAGUGGCAGCAGAGUUCCCACGCAUUCGGCCAAUGUCCUUCUGGUCCAUUGCUCGAGCGGCUGCUUUUGGGCAGCUCAAGCGGCUUGCGCUGUUGUUCUGCUCAGGGUUAGGGGAGGAGGAGUGGCUCGAAUUGCUUGCCGCAUGUGUUAAGCUGGAGGAGUUGAAGGUGCAACAUAGUGACAAGUUUUCAGAUGCAGUGGUGGUGGGAAGCAGACUGGGAACGCUCGCUAGCUUGACGGUGGUCAUGUGUGAUAAGGUCACAGCAACAGUCAUUGGAGAGGUUCUUAGAAGCUUCCCUAGAUUGCGGUACUUGAAGGUGGAAGUGGGGAAGGUCCCGGAAAGGGCUCGGAGAGAGUUGCUUCGUGCUGGUGUGAUUGUGAGGGGUGUUUGA
Messenger RNA from Closterium sp. Yama58-4, 3837 nucleotides. The record is from the annotation of a GenBank genome assembly. Lineage: Eukaryota; Viridiplantae; Streptophyta; Zygnematophyceae; Desmidiales; Closteriaceae.